Messenger RNA from Labrus bergylta (ballan wrasse), 938 nucleotides. The record is from RefSeq and is a predicted model, not a curated record. Lineage: Eukaryota; Metazoa; Chordata; Actinopteri; Labriformes; Labridae.
CCUUGUUUUUGGAGAUGCUGAGAUAAAAAGUUGUAUUUAAGAGCUGCUGCUGCUCUUGUGAAGUAUCCACACUCGGACAGACUGAAGCUACGCUGAGACACGAGACGAGAAGCAUCAUCUCAUCAUCAACGUCACGAUGAAGCUCUUGGCUCUCUGCGCUCUCCUCUGUGCCAUGGUGGCUCUGAGCAGCGCUGAAGCUGCUGCAGAGCCGGAACCUGAGAACGCAAAAUCAGAAGAGGUCGAUGUUGACAAGAGGACGUGCUGGUGUUGGAGCCGUCCAAGUUGGACUAAGAUUGGUUGCCGCUAUUUCUUCUACAUUCGAAAACCUCUGACUUGGCAUCAGGCUGAGAGGAACUGCCGCCGCCUCGGUGGACACCUGGCAUCUGUGCAUUCAAGACGGCAGUACCUUAAAAUCAGAGCGCUGAUAAAAAAGAGCUCUAGGGGGAGUCCAGUGACUUGGAUUGGAGGCACUGAUCGGUGUAGGGAGGGUCAUUGGCGCUGGAGUGAUGGUUCCCGCCUCAACUACAAAAACUGGUGCUGUGGAGAACCAAACAAUGCUGGAAAUCAGGACUGCUUGCAGAUGAAUUUCUCCCGUCGCAAAUGCUGGGAUGAUGCCCAGUGUUGGCUUAAGCGUCCCUCCGUCUGUGUCAGAAACAGGAGAUGGUGAUUUCUGGUCCGAUUCGAAAGGCAUGAAGAACCUGGAACGCUCUAAAUCUCUUUUAUUCUCUCUCUCUAUCGCUGUAACGCUAAAAGAAAGACGCGACACGUGACGACAACAGGAGCUGGAUUGUCUCUGAGGCCUCGUGCCCGUAAUAAGUUCAGACUGAAAUGUAAUGGAAAGGAUGCUUUAAGCACAUCUUAAUUUUUUCUUUUAAAUGAACCCUUUUCUUCCUUUUCUUAUGCAAAAUAAAAAAAGCUUUGAGCAAUGAAAAAGAAAA